AUCCUGAAAAUUAAAUCCUUUUCUCUUCAGCUGGUAUCACACACUGAGUUUGAAAGGUGGACACAUGUUUGUGGAGGACAUGUUGUCUUACUCACAUUCUGUCUUCUUUCCUGAUCUUAUUCUGAUCAAACCCAUUCAUUCCUCAAAGAGGGUCAGGUGAUGGAAGAAUUGCAGUUGCUGUGGGAUAGGUGUGAUUAUAACUAGCUAUGAUUUCUGUCCUAGGUCUCCUUGGCAAAGCCUUUAUUUUCCCAGAAGAAACAGACACUAGCUAUGUUGUCCUGUCUCCAGCACAGCCCUUGAGUCUUGGAGCAUUCACACUUUGCAUGAAAGUGGCCUCAGAGUUACCGCCCAAUCGGGAAAUCAUUCUUUUCUCCUACCGCACCAAGUACUAUGACGAACUCAAUGUGUGGCAAGAGUUUAAUGGCACCUUUAGUUUGUACCUGAGUGGUCCUGGAGUGCACUUCACUCUCCCCAAACUCAGCACCUUUGGGAGUCACAUGUGUGUGACCUGGGAAUCCAAAUCUGGUCUCACAGCCUUUUGGGUAAAUGGUAAAAGGAGCUUAAGAAAAGUGCUGAGACCAGGGCAUAGGAUCCAACCACAGGGCAUUGUCAUGUUGGGGCAAGAUCCGGACACAUUCUGGGGCAGCUUUGAGAAGGCCCAAAGCUUUGUGGGAGAAAUAAGUGACCUUUAUAUGUGGGACCGUGUCUUAUCACCCUCCAUUAUCCAGAAUGUUUACCUGGACCACUCAUUUCCCAAGGGAAAUAUUUUUGACUGGAAAUCAUUAUCAUAUAAGUGUACGGGAAAUGUGAUUGUGCCAUCCAAACUGUAACUGGAGUGUAAUGUGAAUGAAAGGGCUUCUGACAUUCUUUGUUUCAUUUCUCCUACGUGUGCACAAGAAAUAAAACAGAACAAGGAAUAGAGUGGAAAACUCUAGAAAUUUA
Molecule: messenger RNA, 942 nt
Organism: Terrapene triunguis (Three-toed box turtle)
Lineage: Eukaryota; Metazoa; Chordata; Testudines; Emydidae
Product: pentraxin fusion protein-like
Exons: 1
Coding region: 207-830 (207 amino acids)
Source: RefSeq, a predicted model, not a curated record